This is a messenger RNA of Actinia tenebrosa (Australian red waratah sea anemone), 2471 nucleotides long. Its product is annotated as spindle and centriole-associated protein 1. Gene Ontology annotation, biological process: mitotic spindle assembly; metaphase chromosome alignment; regulation of centriole replication. The record is from RefSeq and is a predicted model, not a curated record. Gene Ontology annotation, cellular component: centrosome; centriole; spindle. NCBI's taxonomy places the organism in Eukaryota, Metazoa, Cnidaria, Anthozoa, Actiniaria, Actiniidae.
AAGGCGGUAAAUUCCAAUAUGGCGUCGCGUCCUUCUCGAGGAUUUCUUGUCGGUGAUGGAACACUUAGACGAAAGAAUGAUAGAAAUAAGGCUGCUAAGAGACAAACGAAGUUUACGCAGAAGAAGAAAAAGAAACCAGAGUGGGACGAUACUGUUAGUGACCUUAAUGUUUAUAAAGCGAGCCAAGAUGAACUGAGAAGAAGACGUGAAGCACACAAAUCUAAAAAUGCUAGCUCUGGUUGGGCAAGAGAAGUCAAAAGGAAGGAAAACCAAAGUGAUACCAGUCCAGACCAUCCAGACAGUAGUACUAAACGAAAACAGGCCAUCCUGCAGGAGAUUCUUUUUGGCCAAGAUAACUUUCAGUCUGUCUUAGCUGAAACAGACACAACAAUGUCUGCAGUAAAAGAUUUAUUUGGUGAUGACCCAAAGAAAUUUUUAGGAUUUCCAGUUGUAACGGCUGCUCCCAAGUCUGAGAAAAAUUCAGAAAGCAGGUAUAUAGGUGGUCCAGUUUCAGAAAUGCUAAAUUCACCCACACAGUUAUCCAUAUUAAGUGAGUCCAUCAUGAGGACACCUGCUCUUAAUGAGCUGUCUGACAAAACAGACAGUGAGUCAUCAGUAAGUGAUGAACAAAUACAAGAGGAUGCUGAAAAACAUGAGCCUCAGAGAACCAUGUUUGAACCCCAGCUUGACCUUCAACACUACAGGCAGUUAAUAUCUCAUGAAUCUAAUAAGGAGUGUUACAAGGUUGAAGAUGUUGUGCCAGAUAGACGUAUGGAGAACCAAAACCUUCACUCAUACCCAGAAAGAAGCCAGUCAGUACAUAUAUCACAAAUGUCAAGUGAUAGGGUACCAACUAAUACAGUUAAACAUGCAUCAAAUGUAAAUACUUUUGCCAGAAGUGAUUUGGUACAGCAUAAAUCAAUUGGAUUGCCUUCAGUUCCUGAUCAAGUACCCUCAAAUGAAAGAGAAAGUCAACCUAAAGUGGCUAUAAAUCCCAUUAGAGAAGGAAAGACUAAAUCGCAAAGACAGCCAAAGGCCAAUGAUACCAGCACAUCAUCAUCUACCAGUAGCCUGAGAAGUCUGGAAGACUUGAAAAAGAUGGUAGAAAGCUUGGAAGAUGAGAUAGCAGAGUAUGAGAUGGAGACAGGAAGACAACCAACCACCACCACACCCCAGUCAAGAAAUUUUAGUGGCUAUACUUCUUCUUUGAUCAUUGCUGUUACCAAGCUGAUGAAGUACUUAAAGGAGACGGAAAUACAGCGCAAUGCUGAAGCCAUCUUAAGAGACCAAAUACUUCAGGGGUUUUCUGAACAAAGAGAACUAAUUGAUGCCUUAACAAACGAUAUCGUCCAGACUCAAGAACAAAAUAUGAAACUACAAAGUGAGCUGCACUCUUACAGGCAGAGUACAGAUAAUCAGUUGAACUACCUGAGGAGGGAAUUGGAGUUUGUUUUGAAGAGUUUUGAAUACCACACUGUUCAAAGCACCAUUAAAACCCUACAUAGUACCAAACCUGUUUCAUUAGAUGCAUCCUCUCAAACCCAUGAACAUUCUCGUGGCGACAUACACACAGCUCAAGGCAGCUACAGAAAAGCUGGAACUGUUGAGGAUUGUCUAAGGACUCAAGGUGCAUUGAUCCCAGUUUCUGCUCCUCCUAGAGAAACAUCAUUGAACAACCAGGAGCUAAAUAAUAGAGGGAUAAAAGAUGACCACUUGCAAGUAACAAGAAAACUAAAUGGGUGUGUAACAGCUGUAAGUAAUCAAGACCAAGGGAUAGGUGUAACUCAACAGCUUGAUCCUCCUGUUGAAGCAACACAAGGCACAAGAUCUAACACAGGUCAUGGUAUCUCCUCUGUAAAUCAAGAAACACAUGAAGAUUCCUUGUUGGUAAAAUCUCUCAUAAAAGACCCAAUAGCUACAAGAGAUCUGAGAAAUAGGCUUCAGGGAAUAGCACUUAAACAAAGAACCACAGCUGCAAUAAGAAAUGGAAGUAAUACAACUGUAGACAAGAAGACCAUAAAGAUGCAAGAUGAAAACCUCCAUCACCCAUCACCUCAUGUACACUUCAAAUUACCUCAAGAUAACACCACCAAUAGACCCUGUGUAAACCAAAGAACAGAUUCAAGUCUGCCAGAAAAGUCCCCUUGUAUAUCUCCUAUCCCACAUCAGGAGCCUGUUGCAGAUGUCCCUAACGUGCAAAUGACUGGCUUAAGAAAAGAAAAGCAUGUAGUGGUAAAUCUACCAUCUGUUUGGUCAGACAUUUCUUCUUCCACUAUCUCUGUCUAGUAGUAUGGAUUACCACAGGGAGCCCAUACAAGUACAACAUUGCUCUUAUGCACAGAAUGGUUAAUUGGACUUAAUUCUACCUAUUAACAGUAUACAUGUAUAAUGGUCUUUUUAUACAGACCAUAGUCAUUCACUCAUCAAUUAAUAAAGGCAUAUUGUAGGGAUGAUGCCAAUUGAGGAUACCA